AUGAAUUUCAAUACACAAGAUAAGAAUAUUCUUAUACGUCGAAUUUUUGCACAUUUUCGUGAUCGCUCAGAGAAAGAUAAACCUUUGUACGAAUACGAAUCAAUACUCAUCGGAAUUAUCAAAUGCAAUACACAAUUUUCGUCAACUGAUAAUGAGAUAAUAAGAAAUGAAAUCAAUGAAAAAUUUUAUUGUCAACUGUUUACGAAAUUAAAACAUAAUGAUCAAACAGUUUAUGAAUUAAAUUCAUGUUAUCAAAUACGUCGUGCUCUAGCCGAAAAGAUAAUAACUGAAGAUGAUUGUGAUACUGGUUGUAAAAUAUGGGAAAAUCAAAAAAAACUUAAUGCGUCACUUCGUCAUAGUAAGAAAAUAUUAAAAUUAUCGAUUGACAGUAUUACCGACUUACCAUUGCCAAAAGCAGUAUGGAAUUAUGACAGCAGUCAAUUUGGUUCUAAUUUGUCAUUUCAAAGUGCCAUUCGUAUUGUCGAUCGUUUUAUUCAUCAUCCGAUUAUGAAAAAAUUAUUCGUUCCAUUUUCGGUGCAAACACCAUUAUAUGAAUAUAAAGAACCAACACAACAACUUCUUGAUGUUGUAAUUAAACAAUUGGAAAAGCCUCCAACUAUUGUAGUUCUCACUGAUGCAGCAAUCAAACGACAUGUGGGUUCAAAAGCUUAUGGUAUGUUCAAAUGCGUGAAAAAUGAUCACAAUUCUAACACGAUUUAUUUAAAUUCUAAAUUGGUGGAACAUGCUGAAGAAAAUAUGACAGUCGAACGGACAAAAAAUUUUGCGGUGUUACUUGCCAUUAAAAUAUUGCAUGAAAUGGUUCAUUGGUUAUUCUAUCAUCUUGUUGGCAAGUUAAAUGGUAAUAUGGAUAUACCAGCAACACCUACUCAACGUGCCGAAAGUGGAAACGGUUUUGAAAUUUUAGUAACUAAUUUUAUUAUGGAAAUGAAGAAGACACCGCAACAUUUCGGGUAUUUAAAGUCUUAUCAAAUUAUUGACGAAACAGCUUUCUGGAUUCAUCCAGAAAUAUGUGGACUACGAUGUUGGGGACUGAACAAUAACAAAUCUUCAGUAUUUUUCCAAUUAAAAUCGUGUUAUGUGAGUGAAAAUCAAGCAGUAAUUGACGUAGAACCAAUCACAUUCGUAUUAAAUACAACAUCUAGUGAUGAUGAUGAUGAUGAUGAUGAUAGAAAAUGUCGUGUUUUUCACCAGAAAAAUUCUUGUAAAGUAAAAUAA
Molecule: messenger RNA, 1236 nt
Organism: Rotaria sp. Silwood1
Lineage: Eukaryota; Metazoa; Rotifera; Eurotatoria; Philodinida; Philodinidae
Source: the annotation of a GenBank genome assembly